AUGGUGGAGACCAAGCAUCAACUCGAACCUACAAUAUUCCCCGCGAAGCGCAAACCCGAUCUCAAAGCUCCUGAACGCGAUUCUUCAACACCCGACGACAAAGACAUCAAACUUGAGGCCGAUCCACUCGCCGAAUUCGGAGACGAUGAUUACGAAGAUGAUGAUGAAAAUGACGAGAAUGAUCGUGGGGAAGCUGAGGUGGACAGAAAGGGGAAGGGAAUAGUGAGGGAUGACAAGGGCAAAGGCAAAUUGAAGGUGGAAGAAGAAGAUGCUGAUGAUGACGAAGACGAUGAUAGAGGUAGCGGGAUUGAUAUAUCCAAUAGUGAAAGCGAUUUAUUAGACGAUCCACUAGCGGAGGUCGAUUUAGAUAACAUUCUUCCGUCCAGGACUCGGAGGCGGAUGGUUUAG
Molecule: messenger RNA, 408 nt
Organism: Juglans regia (Persian walnut)
Lineage: Eukaryota; Viridiplantae; Streptophyta; Magnoliopsida; Fagales; Juglandaceae
Product: prostatic spermine-binding protein-like
Exons: 2
Coding region: 1-408 (135 amino acids)
Source: RefSeq, a predicted model, not a curated record